Molecule: messenger RNA, 2567 nt
Organism: Melozone crissalis (California towhee)
Lineage: Eukaryota; Metazoa; Chordata; Aves; Passeriformes; Passerellidae
Gene: SYT4
Product: synaptotagmin 4
Exons: 4
Coding region: 317-1594 (425 amino acids)
Biological process (GO): calcium-ion regulated exocytosis; vesicle fusion; regulation of dopamine secretion
Cellular component (GO): synapse; axon; membrane
Molecular function (GO): SNARE binding; phosphatidylserine binding; calcium-dependent phospholipid binding
Source: RefSeq, a predicted model, not a curated record
AAGACGGUUACCCGGGCGCCGUGAGAGCGCAGAGCCAAGGGACAGCAGGGCAGCGAGCUCAGCGCCCCGGGAGGGUUGCUGCUUGGCAUCCGGGGAGGCGGCUCCCGCAUCCCGGACAGCGGCUCCAGCACCGCGGACAGCGGCUCCAGCACCGACAGUGGCCCCAGCACCGCGGACAGCGGCGCCAGCACCGCGGACAGCGGCGCCAGCACCGACUGCGGCCCCAGCACCGCGGACAGCGGCCCCAGCACCGCGGACAGCGGCUCCAGCACCGCGGACAGCGGCUCCAGCCCCGUGGACAUCACUCUCCACCAACAUGGCUCCGAUAGUGGACAGCCGCCAGCAGUUCGAUGAAAUUCCUACUGUGGUUGGAAUCUUUAGUGCAUUUGGCCUUGUCUUCUCUGUCUCCCUCUUUGCUUGGAUCUGCUGCCAACGCAAAUCUUCCAAGUCCAAUAAGACCCCUCCAUACAAGUUUGUCCAUGUUCUGAAGGGGGUUGAUAUCUACCCCGAGAAUCUCAACAGCAAGAAGAAGUUUGGAGCAGAUGAUAAAAGUGAAGCAAAGAACAAAUCAGCAAUGUCAAAGAACUCUCUCCAUCUUGACCUGGAGAAAAGAGAUCUAAAUGGCAAUUUCCCCAAAACUACCACAAAAAUGCAGGGCUCUCCAGAUCUUGAAAAUUCAUCUCCUAAGCAUUUUGCAGAAAGGAAGAAAGAUUCAGUAUCUCCUGAUAGCUUAAAAUCCAUCACUUCUCUGUCAUCUGAAGAUAAACAAGACAAGCUAGGAACUCUCUUUUUCUCCUUAGAGUACAACUUUGAGAAGAAAGCAUUUGUAGUGAACAUCAAAGAAGCUCGUGGGCUGCCAGCAAUGGAUGAACAGUCAAUGACUUCUGAUCCCUACAUCAAAAUGACAAUCCUGCCUGAGAAAAAGCACAAGGUGAAAACUAGAGUGCUGAGAAAAACCUUAGAUCCUGCUUUUGAUGAGACUUUCACAUUUUAUGGGAUCCCCUACAGCCAAAUUCAAGACUUAACACUUCACUUCAUGAUCUUGAGCUUUGACAGAUUUUCCAGAGAUGACGUCAUUGGAGAAGUCCUCAUCCCCCUUGCUGGAAUUGAACUCUCGGAAGGAAGGCUGCUAAUGGACAGAGAGAUCAUCAAAAGAAAUGUUAGGAAAUCAUCUGGUCGUGGAGAAUUACUGGUCUCUCUCUGUUAUCAAUCUACAACAAACACACUCACUGUGGUUGUUCUAAAAGCCAGGCAUCUACCAAAAUCUGAUGUGUCAGGAUUAUCAGACCCUUAUGUCAAAGUGAACCUGUACCAUGCCAAGAAGAGAAUUUCUAAAAAGAAAACCCAUGUGAAGAAGUGCACCCCCAAUGCAGUGUUCAAUGAAUUGUUUGUCUUUGACAUUCCUUGUGAGGGCCUUGAUGAUAUCAGCAUUGAAUUUCUGGUUUUAGAUUCAGAUAGGGGGUCAAGGAAUGAGGUCAUUGGUAGGUUAACCUUGGAAUCUUCAGCAGAAGGAACAGGUGGAGAGCACUGGAAAGAAAUUUGUGAAUAUCCUAGGAGACAAAUUGCCAAGUGGCAUAUGUUAUGUGAUGGUUAGCAGGUUAGAGAGGGGUUGGAUCUUAAAAAACUAUAUAUAUUUCCAUAGGCAAGGAGCAGAUAUUUUUUUCUUUGCUAUGUAUAAUUACAAGCUUUUAACCACAAAACUUUUUUUUCCUCUUUUUUUUUUUUUCAAGGGGGGAGGGGUGUUUGAAAUAAACUUGAAUUGAAUUAUCAGAACAGAAGGUGACUUAAUUUUCACAGUAAAUAAUGGAAUUUCUAUUUCAUCAAUCUUUAACAUAAUUAGUUCAGAUUAAUAUUCUUCUAGAGUUUAAGUAGCCUGUAAAUUAUGAAGCACUGUAAACCUCAAGAAGAACAAACUAUGUUUUCAAAGAGUCACUUAUUAGUGACUCAUAUAUAGAAGAAAAAAACCUUACUACAAUAUAUCCAAAAAAAACCCCACCUGUGGCUUAUUAGGCAAGGGGAUGGAUCUAUAAAAGCCAUGGGGAUUGAGGGUGAGUAGGGGGGGAAAUUCCUUCUGCCCCUCCACCAAAAAUUUUCUUUUAUGAAAAUUUAAUCAUUUUUUGUAAGUUUUGGUUACUUAUACUUUGAUCAUCCCAAAGAAUUAACAUGUAUUCAAUAUUUUGCUUUACAUAUCACAUUGUGUAAAACUAUUUUUUUUAAGUGUUGAAAUACUAUAUAAUUGAUUACACCUGGAUUUUUUAGUAAGUUUAUAUAUAUAAUUUUUUUAUCACAGUGACCAAAAUAGAUACAUACUUCAAACUAAUGAUAAGUUCACAUGCUUUUUUUUGUUAAAAGGGCUCCUUUACGGGUGACUGUACACAUUACAGUAUAGGUAGAAUUUGGGGUUAGAUAUGGCUUGCAUUUUUUUCCUCUAGGUAGGAUUACACUUUAAACAUUUCAAGCCAUAUAAAAGAAUUUCUGUUGAGAUGAGGUAACAUACAGGAUAUUACAAUUAAUUUUCACCAAUUAUAUUUUAAUGUUUCACUAGUACUAAACAGAAGUUGAUGUUG